Ilex paraguariensis (yerba mate) is the source of this 588-nucleotide messenger RNA. The record is from the annotation of a GenBank genome assembly. NCBI's taxonomy places the organism in Eukaryota, Viridiplantae, Streptophyta, Magnoliopsida, Aquifoliales, Aquifoliaceae.
AUGGUCAAUCAUGAUGCUAUCAAGUUGGAGAACACCACCCCUAUUAACUCCAAGACCGUGUUUGUGAAGGAUAAUCCCAAUCUUCCACUCCCACAAGUAAGCACACGUCUCAAAAAGAUUAAGAAUGAUAAGUGUAAGCAUGAGAAGAAGCCAUUACCUAAACCAAAUCAUUUAUGCAUUUUUACUUAUGGAGAGCAUGGUGACUAUAGUGCACAAUGCAUUAAAAAUAGGGAAGCCUCAGACAGAAAGCUCAUGUAUCUAGCUAACCAAUCUAAAGUCUUGAACAACCAAGUUGUAAAUCUUUUCAAGCUUUUAGAAAGGUCAAGUGUGUCCAAGCAUGGUCAUGCAACAUCUUCACAUGGAUCACCUGCUAGAAUGCCCAAAGCUUCUUCUACUUUCAAGGUUAAAAUUGAUUUACUUACUUCAGGGGAGAAGAGAGUUAGUCCUUCACCCAUUCCCCGGCCUAACCCGAGUUUUAUGAAGGAAAAACAAGUAUGGGUGACUAGGGAGGAUACUAAAAAACUCACCAUCUCAACUAAGUUGGAGGCCCUGAGUGCUUCUAACAAGAUAAUGACUCCUAAGAAGUAG